GAGGAUGGGCAUAUGCAGUGUUCUUCCGAUGAAAAGAACGUAAAUGCGUUAUUUUGUAUUUGGGAUUAUGAUGUUUAUUCAUACUUGUUCCAACUUUGUAUAACGACGCAUCUUAUCAAGAUGGCUUUCUUAAGGUUAUCGAGCAAUGCACACAAUCCAUGGAUGGUUUCUAGACACUCAAAAUGGCAGGUUGUGUUUUUUAUUCUCUGCUUUUAUGGAGUGGACGUCAUAUAUUGCAAUGCGAGAUAUUCCAUCACAGAGGAAAUGCCAGAGGGAUCAUUCGUUGGAAACAUCGACAAGGAUCUGGGGAUAGAGAUAAGUAGACUCAUAUCUGGAAAAGCUCGCGUCGUAACAAAGGGCGGACGACAGUAUGUCGAUUUGAGCAGAGACAAAGGGACUCUAGUAGUUAAAGAAAGGAUAGAUCGCGAGGAACUCUGUAAGCAAACGACGCCUUGCAGCUUCAGCUUUGAUCUUAUCGCUGAAAACCCUAUCCAACUCCAUCGAGUCACAGUUGAGGUGCAAGAUAUAAACGAUAAUGCUCCGUUAUUUCCGAAAGAAAAUGUUAAUUUGGAAGUAAGUGAAAAUGCAAUUUCUGGAACUAGGUUUCCUUUGGAUAGCGCAAUAGAUACAGAUGUAGGUCUAAAUGGAAUACAGAGCUAUAAACUACAUCCAACUGAUAGUUUUAAACUGGAGGUUCAUAGUCAGACUGAUGGCAGCAAAUACAUUGAGAUGGUUUUACAACGAGAACUAGACCGAGAGGAACGCGAUGAGAUUAAAUUGGUUCUUGUGGCAACUGAUGGUGGGUCACCUCAGAAAUCAGGCACUGUAAAAAUUCACGUUACUGUUCUGGAUGUUAAUGAUAAUGUUCCAGUGUGUAAACAGUCAGUAUUUAAAACUGAAGUUAGAGAGAAUUCACCUGCUGGUACUGUUAUCGGUACUGUUAGUGCUGCUGAUGCUGACGAAGGUGUAAAUGGCCAGGUUUCCUAUUCCUUUGCUGUUGCAAGCAAAGAAGCAAGGGAGCUUUUUGAGAUAAAUACAGACACAGGUGAAAUUAGACUUCUUGAUCAUUUAGAUUAUGAAUCUCAAAAUAGUUAUCAAAUAAAUAUUAAAGCGAGAGAUAAAGGGGGUCUCGCAGAUACCUGCAAAAUUGUCAUAGAUGUAAUUGAUGAGAAUGACAAUUCUCCAACCAUACAGCUGAUGUCGUUCUCAAACACCCUUCCUGAAAAUUCCCCAGUGGGAACAACUGUAGCCGUCAUUAACGUAGAGGACGCAGAUUCUGGUAAAAAUGGCCUUGUUCAGUGCUCAAUAAAUAAAAAUACACCGUUUAAAAUUGAGUCAUCUCUCACGGACUAUUAUAGUUUAGUUACUGAUGAUAUGCUUGAUCGAGAAAGUCUUGCUGAAUAUAACAUAACGAUCUUGGUGUCAGACCAAGGAAUUAAUGUGCGCCACGCUAACAAAACGCUUAAUGUAAAAAUAUCUGAUGUGAAUGACAAUCCGCCAGUAUUCGAGUUCGAGGAAUAUAAAACAUUUGUUAGUGAAAAUAAUUCUCCUGGUCUGACUAUAAUGACUGUUAAAGCAAAUGAUGCUGACUGGGGUCCCAAUGCGCAAUUGUCUUAUUUCCUGAAGGAUGAAGACAUGCGUGGUGCACCGCUAAGUUCUCUCGUAUCUGUAGAUUCACAUACUGGCACUAUUCAUGCAGUUAAAUCAUUUGAUUUUGAACAGUUGAAAUCGUUUGCCUUUAACGUGACAGCUCGAGAUGGAGGAUCCCCGCCCUUGAGCUCUGAAGUGACAAUAACUAUUAAUAUCCAGGAUCAGAAUGACAACGCUCCUCAGAUUCUGUAUCCAGUACAGACUGGUGCCUCUGUGGUGGCUGAGGAUCUCCUGCGCUUUCUAGUCAGAAAACUUUAA
Sinocyclocheilus rhinocerous is the source of this 1908-nucleotide messenger RNA. Its product is annotated as protocadherin beta-16-like. Gene Ontology annotation, cellular component: plasma membrane. Gene Ontology annotation, molecular function: calcium ion binding. NCBI's taxonomy places the organism in Eukaryota, Metazoa, Chordata, Actinopteri, Cypriniformes, Cyprinidae. The record is from RefSeq and is a predicted model, not a curated record. The coding region runs from base 13 to 1908 and encodes 631 amino acids. Gene Ontology annotation, biological process: homophilic cell-cell adhesion. The transcript has a single exon.